Messenger RNA from Gopherus flavomarginatus (Mexican gopher tortoise), 5485 nucleotides. RefSeq names its product lamin tail domain containing 1 (gene LMNTD1). The transcript has 16 exons. The record is from RefSeq and is a predicted model, not a curated record. Bases 148 to 2469 code for a protein of 773 amino acids. Gene Ontology annotation, cellular component: cytoplasm; nuclear envelope. NCBI's taxonomy places the organism in Eukaryota, Metazoa, Chordata, Testudines, Testudinidae.
GUUAAUCACAGGGAUCAGGCAUGCUGUGAGAGGUGGUUAUUAGCGCAUUGAUGUUCUAUUGAGAAUUCCUGGCAUUGGGAAGAUUUAACAUGCAGGAACGUCCAGAAAAUUCAUCUGUCAUCUGAGACUCACCAUUUAAAAGAUGAGAUGGCUGCCAUUUCUGGCACAUACGAAAAGAAGGAGAUGCCUGCACCUCAGGAACAACUAGAAGUGAGCAGUUGUGGCAAGAUGAGAACUAAAAUCAGCGGACACAAGAAUGCUCAAAUGGAAACCAGAUCCCAAAGCAGACAGGAGGAGCUGGAUACUGUACUCCUGAAGAAAGACGAAGACUUAAAGAAUUUAAAACUUCUCGUGGCCCAGAAGGAAACAGAUUUGCAAGAGCUUAAAACCCAAAGGACAUUAUCCUCAAUACAGCUGGAUCUAGCCAUGAAAGAGCUUGAGGAGCUAAAUAAAAACAUCCUGAUGUCUCAAAGAAAGUAUGAAGAGGAAUUUUCCCAACGACUGAAAUUGCAGGACCAGGUACUGCAACUCAAACUCCAGCUGGAGCAUCAAAAAGAAAAUUGUUUACAGGGAUCCAAAGAGAUGAGACAGAGGCUUGCAUGGUCAGAAGUUCUCAUACUCCAACUAGAAGGAAAACUCCAGGAAUUGAGCAAUGGGGACUCAGAUUCAAUGGCAAAAGUUCAGAAGAUUCGAGAAACCAGUGAAGUGGAGGUAAAACAAAUCCAAGAGGAAACUGCAACAGCCUACCAUCAAAAUUUUCUGGAGUUACAAAUGAGGUUACACACUGAUCGAGUCAUGCUAGGGAAAAUGCAAGAGGAGAACCAGCACCUGAACCAGCGAGUUGAUAUGCUGACAGUUGAAGUUAUGGCAUUACAGAAGAAGCUCCUCUCUGAAGAGGCCAACAACAGCGCAUUCAUUGAAAAGCUGCAGUCGGAACACAGGGGGAGACAACAGCACACUGGAGCCCUGGAGGCCAGGCUAGAGGAAUUACAAGAUCUUCUUCUAGCCAAGAUGAAAGCACUGGAGGCUGUUGAGGAGAAAAAUAUUUCCCUGCAGAAUGAGAUCAGUUUACUUAAAAGCACGUUUGGAGGAGAAAAAGGAACAGAGGCAACCCAUUUCCAUUUGGCACCUAACCUGUCAUACUCUGGUCACUCUCCUGUUACCUCAACUCCCAUCACAGAUGCAUCACCCCAGCCUUCAGAGAACGUGCUCUCACCACAAUCACUUCAGCCUGCUUCUGCAGCUACUAUGAUAAAUGGAAUCACAACAGCACCCAAACUGGCCAAAUCUGCCAGAGCAGAUCCAACGACACAAAAGAGAGUUUUAGCUCAGGGCAGCACUAAUACUGAGUCACCAAAGUGGUCCUGUUCUAGGUCUAGCUCCCUCAGCCUUGACACAAAUACAUUAGGACAAGGUCAGGACUAUUUCAGCUCUUUGUUUGCUGACUCGAAGAAGAAUGCCCAACAUCCCAGACCCUUGGAGAGACAGGGAAGGACACCGUCAGCAGCUCAAGACUACAUCUCUUCUGCAGCCAGGCACAGUGCUAUUGGCAACUUAAAAAUUGCAGAAGUUCAUUCAGGUGGUCAUUUUGUGAAGAUCCUUAACUGUUCGCCUGAUAAAGAGGAGGGCAUUGGGGAGUAUACACUCCAGCAAAAUGUCAACGGCCAUCCAGUAACAGUAUUCAAAUUCCCACCAAGGAUCAGAAUGAAGGCCAAUUCUACUGUAACCGUAUGGACAGCAGAUGCUAAAGUGCCUCAUAAACCUCCAUCAGAUUUCCUUUGGAAGGAGCAAGUUAGGUUUCAAACAGGCCCAGAGUGCACUACCAUUCUUUGUGAACCUAAUGGUCAAGCUGUUGCUUGGUACACACCUAUUCACUGGAACAGAAAGCAAGGAUGGAAAGAGCAAGAAGAUGAUGAAUACCUUAAGAACAGCAAAAAGUCAAUUAUACCAUCAAAAAUGCAAAGAGAGGAAUGGAAAAAGGAACCAGAGUCUGUGAUCAUUGAUACAGAACAGGAAGGGGGUGUCCAAGGUCAAACAGAGGAAAGAGGACCGGUUUUCAUUAAAAGAGAAAAAAAGAUCCCAGCAACCCUGUUCCCUACUCAGAAUUCUUGGUGCCGAAGUCCAGCCUCUCCCACACACCCUCACUUUUCUCUGCUCAGACCAUUAACCAUGGGCAAUGAUGGCAGCAGUCUAUGCAGGCAGUCCAGGUGUCAGUCAGCAAAACCUGACCCAGCACCAGGCACUCUGUAUGCAGGAACCAGUCGGAGCAGAAACACAGCUACAAGAAGUUUUAAUGGAAAAAGUAGAAGGCUGACCCGUUCAGCAGGGCCUAAUUUAGGUGGAGUGAUGUACAUCGGUUCUUCUGCACCCACUGGCUCUGCUCUACAGAAGUACUUUGUCAAUUCACCUUACAUCUUCAGUCUGCCAACCCCGACUUCUUUUACACCCACUACUUUCUCUAACUUCUAACACAGGAUCUAUGAAUAGGAGUAUGUGUAGGGGGGGUGGAGGAGCUCCUUAAUGCUCUGCAGCAAAAAUAGUAAUAUGUGGGUCAUUGCUUCAGGGAAUGAGGAGACUAGGUUGUUGAGUGACACUAUAAAAUUUAAAUGUUGUUUCUGUGUAGACUGAUAUGUACCAGAAAGUUUGUUUCACUGACUAUUAUCAUUACAUUUUUAUUGAUUAUAUAUUUGGAAUGACUGAUAAUAGGGUGUAUAUAAUAUGUAAAACAUUAUAUAUAGAGUGUAUAUUAUAUAUAAUAUUUUACAUAUUAUUUAUACAAUCAUUCUGUGUUUUAAGAGGGUGAGGGGGAAGCAUUUAUCUACCAAAGCAAAAAUCUUUAAAAAAAUAACCAUCUAUUUUGGUUGCACAGUGGGGAAAGAUGUUUAAAAGUAUCUACAAUGUAAUAAUUCUUAUACUGUGAUGAUUUAUUUUCUCCCUUUUACACAACUGUCAAAUCCAGUGGAGGCAGCUGACAUAUGAAAAUGGGUAGGCAAAGUUGGCCCACAAAAGUGUCCUCAAGGCCAGCAGUGGGUAAUGAUCAUACUAUAAUAGAAUCAAAAUAGGGUAGGCAAAACAAGAUAGACUGUGACUUUCCUGGUAAGAAGAUUCCAUUGGUCAAAUCUAUCCCCAGGACAGUGUUCAUUGUUAACUAAAGACGAGUUUUAGAUGCAAAAGGCAGAUCCUAACUUGCUUCAGAUUUGGGAAUGUUGACAUGCUGGCUUUUGAUUCAGCCAGUUACAAGGAUAGGAGUCUGCUUUAAAAUUUUGGAUCCAUAUAUAGAUGCAAAUAUCCUCAAAAUUUGGCAUGUUUGGAGUCAAGUUUAAUUUCAUUUCCAUCUCCAGUGAAAACAGGGAGAAACUUCUUCCAAAGACAUCCAUCUCUUUUCUACUGUUUUAAAAUCUAACCUAAUUUCAGGAUAUUUUCCCACUGCCUGGAUUAUAAAAUCACGAAUUCUGAAUACAUGAAUAACUCCCACCAAAAACAGCCUUCCAGAGCCUUUCUCAGUAGCCUGGUGGUGAGAUAUAGCCUGACAUUGAGGAGCAGUGUCUGGUUUCCUGUUUACUAGAUGGUAGAAAAUGAAGGAAGAGUUCGUGAAGGCUGCAUCCCCAGGGGAGUAAUGCUGACCUAUUAGCUCUUUAAAUUGUAAUGGUCAAUCUGUGUAGCUACCAGGGCUGGCUCCAGGCACCAGGGCAGCAAGCAGGUGCUUGGGGCGGCCGACGGAGAGGGGCGGCACGUCCAGCUCUUUGGCGGCGGCAGUAGAGCUGCCACUGAAGUGCCACCAAUCACAAAAAUGCUGGAGCUGGCCCUGGUAGAAGAGAGGUUCACAAGCUGUGAGUUGGGACCUCCAAGAGAUGAGGGGAAAGUCAGCUGAAAUUGUCUGGGAGGAGGUGAAUGAGUUCCCAGUCCCUGUCUUCCUCUGAAGUCAGAUUUUUCUAAGCCACUUAAAUCUGGAUCCUCCUCAGAUUUUACCACCCUGAGUCUCACAGGGUGGCCUACUUUGAAGGCCCCAGAAAGGAUACUCAGAUGAGUCUGGGGAAGAGAAGUUGUGUGGGUGUAAUCCAUGCCUGCUUGAUGUGGUAAUCUGUCCCUCUCUAGUGGCAGCUAGCCCAAAGAGGGAUUGAUGAGUCUGCUACAGCCUUGGCUAUUAGCCACGUAGCUUUUAGCUCAUUCAGUAGAGGUUCACACACUAAGUUUCAGUAGUCCCAGGUUCAAUCCUGCCCACAAAUUACCUGGGUCUGUUGGCAUUACACCUGGAAGAUGAAGAAAAGUAGCCCAUUGCAGAAUGAAGUCUUGGGCCUGUGAGCCAAAUAGAAUCAAAGAAACUAGUUCUUCAUUUUUCAAGCAUUCAUUGGAUUUGUACCUGUCAUACCUAACAAGGGUUCUGAGACUCAUUUUUCUCUGUACUCAUUUUAUCUCUCUUUGCCUCUAUUUCCCCAUCUAUAAAAUCCCACCUCACAGGGAGUAGGUUGUCUUAAUUAUUUGUAUGUAAAGUAUUUUGAAUGUCAAAAAGUUCUGUAUUAAUUCUAAAGCCCAGCUCAUCCCACUGUUAUCUAUUCAAGGACUGGACCCAAACAGGUCUCCAUGGAUGGGGGGAACUCAAGUGGUUCAAUAGCACUGUCCAACCCCAGGACCAUCAGAAGAUGCUUUGUAGGACCAGGAUCCAUGCAGGGGAGGAGCGGGGCAGGCUAGGGGAAGAGUUGGUGGCUCAUGACUGUGAUGACACCAAUCAUCCCAUCUGACCUUAUGGAGAUUUCCAAAAAGGUAACCCAGCCCUCAGGCUGUAUAUUAUAUAUUCUGUGGAGCUCCCCUCUCCUGAUAGAACAACGUAGAAGGAUCUCUGUGACUUGAUCCUCAUGGAAAUUUCUUCUCCUGAGCUCAAUCCCAUGGGUUUUACCUUGGGAGAGGACAAUCUAUCCGAACAUUAUCAGAGAGCCACAUCUGUCCCAGGAUUCCCAGCUCCAUAUAACCAAUGGUCUUCAUAGGUUCAUGGCUCACAACCUAAUAGGAAACAGCUAUUUUAUGCUAAUUAAUAUUUCAUCCUGUUGCCUUUUAUAAACAUUAUACACUGAGUUUGUCCUUACCAUAGUAAACCCUCUUGCUAGAUGCUGAGCUGAUGAUGAAAUCAGUGGGAAAUGCAGGUGCUGAGCACCUCUCAGGAUCAGAUCCUGUACACUGAGGCACUGAGGCAUGAAUGCAAUUGGAAAAAAGGACCUAGAAACAGCUUUCCCAUAAUCCUUUGCAAAUCUAUGAGGCCUAUUUUUUUGGAACAGGCUUAGCUAAUAAUCAAAGAGAACCUGCUCGACUUCUGUAGUGCAGAGAGAGCCACUUGGAUGCUUUGUUAAUUCCUCAAAAGACAUCAAGAAAAAGUUUGGUGCCCAGCCUUCAGGUCACAUCUGCUUGCGCUGUACUUUUCAUUAUACUGUAUUCACAGUCUCUGGUUUGUCUGGCCUUUUUUUUGGUCAGCCAAAUUACUACUGUCUUAUGG